AUGCCCCGAAGGAAGCUAAAGCAAGACACGUCGUUUGUUUCAGAGCGACGCACCCCGACGAGACUCGAGGACAUGUCGCAUACGGAAAAACGAGACGAACUGUACAGGUUGCUUUGCGUCGCGAUCGAUACAUCGACGAUACGACCCUUCCGCUGGUUCAACAACAAGUUCAUGUGCUUCUACUGCUGCAUUCCUUUCGUGCACAGUUCGAAGCUGAAGGAGCACAUGGCGGAAGAGCACGCCGACGUCAAAGUAACGAACGCGAUUCGUAGGGUGUUGAACACGGCCCGCGUGAAACUGGACAUUUCGGAUCUGAGCUGCAAGAUAUGCGCGGAGGGAUUUUCGAGAUUCGACUUGUUCUUGGAACACGCUACCGAUACACACAAAUUACGCCUCAAUAGAGAGGUCGGGAAGUGUCUGUUCGUGUUCAAAUUGGACGAUUACGUGAUGUCGUGUUGCGACUGCGGCGAGAGCUUCAGGUUCUUCGGUUCGCUUCUGAAGCACGCUCACAAGUUCCACAAUAAGGACAGCGUUUUCCUGUGCGAGACUUGCGGCGAAGGAUUCGUGAACAAAGCGAACCUGGAGAGCCACGUCCGAAACGUGCACCACUCGAACCACAAGUGCACCGAAUGCGAGAAGGUGUACAAGAAUCACACGGCCCUAAAGAACCACAUCGAUAAGGACCACAAGAAUCUGUUCAAAUGCCCGAAAUGCCCCGAAGUUUUGGGCAGUAGGUACUUGAAAUUGCGACAUUUGGCGCUCGUGCACGACGAAAAGAUGCUCCAGUUGAAAUGUGAUCAUUGUCCGCAAGUGUUCACUACGAAUCGCGUUUUAGUUCAGCAUACAUUGCGCGUUCACAUGAAAGAGAAGACGGUCACUUGCGACCUCUGCGGCUUUAAAAUGUUCGAUAAAGAGGCGCUGGUCAGGCACAUGGUUAGACACGACGACUCGAGGCCGUUUGAAUGCGACGUUUGCAAAAAAAGCUUCCAGAGAAAGAAGACUUUAACUUUACACAAAAGAAUACACACGAACGAUCGUCGUUACGUGUGCAAAGUUUGCGGGAAAGCUUUCGUUCAAGCCACGAGUCUUAAGCUUCACAUGAGGGUGCAUCAUUCGAGUUAUUGA
Bombyx mori (domestic silkworm) is the source of this 1125-nucleotide messenger RNA. Its product is annotated as zinc finger protein 225. Gene Ontology annotation, molecular function: RNA polymerase II cis-regulatory region sequence-specific DNA binding; DNA-binding transcription repressor activity, RNA polymerase II-specific. The record is from RefSeq and is a predicted model, not a curated record. Gene Ontology annotation, cellular component: nucleoplasm. The transcript has a single exon. Gene Ontology annotation, biological process: regulation of transcription by RNA polymerase II. NCBI's taxonomy places the organism in Eukaryota, Metazoa, Arthropoda, Insecta, Lepidoptera, Bombycidae. Bases 1 to 1125 code for a protein of 374 amino acids.